AUGGAACAUCAUCAGCAUCGUUUGAGUGGCGACACGGGCAGCAACUACCCAGAGUUGUACGCGUCGUCGGCCUUCGACAUGGGCGACACCGACGACAUGCAGCUGCUCAGCACGCUCCUGGAGAUGGGCGACAUGUCCGGCGGCCAUUACCUGGAUUUCGACAUGGAAGCUUCGUCUUCCUCCUCGUCCUCCACCUCCACCUCCAGCUCCUCCUACUCCUCCUCCGACCACCUGCAGCCACCCCUCGCCGCCACGGCUGCACCAAGCAAGCGCCGUGCGGAGCAGCAACCGGCGCCCGGCGCGAAGGGGCUGAUCGGCGUGCGGACGCGUCCGUGGGGCAAGUUCGCGGCGGAGAUCCGGGACUCCACCCGGAAGGGCGCCCGGGUGUGGCUCGGCACCUUCAACACGCCCGAGGCCGCCGCCAUGGCCUACGACCAGGCCGCCUUCUCCGUGCGCGGCGCCGCCGCCGUGCUCAACUACCCCGUCGACCGCGUCCAGGAGUCGCUGCGCACCCUCGCGCUCGUCGCCGGGGGAGGGUCGCCCGUGCUGGCGCUGAAGCGUCGUCACUCCAUCCGGAAGCGGUCGCCCAACAAAGCCAAGAAGACGACGGCCAUGGCGGCGCCCGCAAAGAUGACGAAGGAGCACCUGCCCGUGCAGCAGCAGGCACAGUUCACAUCAGUCUCUGCUGCCGUGGUGGAGCUGGAGGACCUGGGCGCGGAUUACCUGGAGGAGCUACUCCGGGUGUCUUCCGACCAACAACCAUCGGCGGCGGCGAUGAUGAUUGGUUUCGAUCACUGUGUCGACGGCAACAAGUCGCUUUUCGCCAGCACCAGCACGGCCCCAACCUUGUUCCCUCACUGAAGAAGUAGCUAGUUCCCAGCUCUGCUUGCUUGAGAUAGUUUGCAAAUAGUAUCCACGCAUCCAUCGAUGAGUUUUCUCCCUUUGUUGCACCUGCAAGUUGCUGCAACAUGCCAACAACUAGCUGCUAGCUCCAUGUAUGUCGAUCGGUACGUGCGUUAUACACACGCACGUGAUUAAUCAAGAUACAAUUAUACAGGCAGAGACAUUGUAGGCAAUUUCGAUCGGGAAGAAAUCUAUAUACUACCAACAUACUCCCCGCU
This is a messenger RNA of Lolium rigidum, 1121 nucleotides long. Its product is annotated as ethylene-response factor C3-like. NCBI's taxonomy places the organism in Eukaryota, Viridiplantae, Streptophyta, Magnoliopsida, Poales, Poaceae. The transcript has a single exon. Gene Ontology annotation, biological process: ethylene-activated signaling pathway; regulation of DNA-templated transcription. Bases 1 to 861 code for a protein of 286 amino acids. The record is from RefSeq and is a predicted model, not a curated record. Gene Ontology annotation, molecular function: DNA binding; DNA-binding transcription factor activity.